Molecule: messenger RNA, 1851 nt
Organism: Pocillopora meandrina
Lineage: Eukaryota; Metazoa; Cnidaria; Anthozoa; Scleractinia; Pocilloporidae
Source: the annotation of a GenBank genome assembly
AUGGAAGUAGAACUUACUUUUGAUGCAGUGAAUUCUUGUAACUUUGCGAGAAAGCGGCAAGCGGCUCAGGAGAGCUGUUCAGAAACACAAUCGAAGGUAAACAUUGAUGGAUACUUACAACACGUGUUUUGAGAAUCUUUUUUCUGUUUUAAUCUACUUUCGCUUUCAACGUACUUUACGAAUUAUUUUGAAGUUAUAGUCGUCCCAGAUUUCCAUGAAAAAUGCCAUAAUAUUGCAUAUUAUUAACAAUAUGAAAAUAAUUAAGUCACUUAUUCAGUUAUUCCUCCGAGGGGAUUUUCCUUCGAGCCCAAAAAUUGAUUAUUACUCUUACAGGAAAAUCGAUCGAAGGAGACCGACAGACUUCAAAGGACCAAAACCUUUAAACCCUAAGGAUAACCAGCAUCUAACUUCUCGUUAAAGUGAUACUGCUUAAAAGGUCAAUAAGAUCUUGACAAUAAAGGAAAUGGUCGCCAACCUACGAUCAGAAGCUUUGAUUGUUAAACAAAUUUCCCUUGUCAGUACCAAAGAAAAUAUAAAUACUGAGAAUAUAAAUACUGAUGUUAGAGUGUAAAGAGUUGAUCGAUUCACAACCACCGUAAAAAUAUAAUUUGUCUCUGCCAUAUCUAUAGAAGCGACCAUGUCUCGAAGACUGUUGCUGGAGUUUGGAUAAAGCUUGCAAUGAGGGAUCAGAGAACAGAUCCUUAAGUUGCACAAUGCCCAUGGUUUUAACACAUCAACGACCAGAUAAUAAUUGUCCAUCAUCAUCUGACCCUUACACUACUUCAUUCACUGGACACAGCUACAAGGACAUUAACUGUAACAUACUGAAUCAAGAGAAUCAGUCGCAGGAAAUGGACAUUUCAUGUGAUACAACAACAAGUAGAGCACUCCAUCAGCAGACCUUUUCUGUGAGUUAAUUUGUGUUUUUGAAGGACGAAUAUGCUCUAGAAACCAUGAAAGAGUAUAUAUUGUGUACCUAUUGACUUAGGUUGGGCAAAGUCUCUGUCAUGUUGUGCAGUCUGAGCUAUGCUCAGUGCAUGCGUCAUGACCCUUCAGUAAAAUAUUUUUCAGUAAGUCAAUAAGCAAUUUAUCAUAACACUGCAACUCUGUUUCUUUCUUCCUCUUCUCUUUUGUUAUUCUUCUCACAGAGCUAUAUGCUAGACAGAACAGCUUUUCCUGACCUCCUUGUGCCAUCAUGGAAAGCUCUCAUAGAGAGAUUUGUUUAUGAUGUUUUUCAAUAAAGAGUGUGUGCAUUUUUCCCUACAAGCAGUGAAAGAAAUUUAUCCUGAUAUACAUGAAACAAUGGCUUCAUUUUUUGCACUUCUCUGGCAGGUCCCACCCAUCAUAGCUCAGUAUUAUUCAUCUUCAGCAUCCUGCUUUCGCUGCUUGAGAGGAGAAGCGGUAGGUCUUUUUAAGUUUGAUUUCCAUGCUAUGAUGACCACUUUCCGAUCAAAAACUGAAGGCAUUACAUUUACUGAGCAAAUGACAUCAGCUGUUUUCAUUAAAACCUUGCACAGUUAUUCUGCAGUAAGAAAUGAUGUUAUCUUUAACCAAUUAGAGUAAACAGAUCUCUUUAAUUGCAUGAUGAAUUAUCCUAGUACUAAAUGUCAGUUUUAAAGAACAUUUUGGAAGUUUUUCAAGAUGAGAAAGUUGUAAAUGAACAUUUUAUCCUGGGAUGCCCAUUCUAGUUCCUUUUUUAUAAAGUCAGUAUUGCCUCAUCCAGCAAUGUAUUCUUCAAAGAACACCUCUCACCCCAAAGACAAAUUUUUCCUUUCUUCUGUGCCAUUCCCAAUUGAUAACUAGUAUUUUUUUAUUUUUUAACAGGGACACAUGAACCACCUGACCAGUUGA